AUGGAUUCUGAAGUUGCUGCCUUGGUUAUUGACAACGGUUCUGGUAUGUGCAAAGCCGGUUUCGCCGGUGACGAUGCCCCUCGUGCGGUCUUUCCUUCGAUUGUUGGUAGACCAAGACACCAGGGUAUCAUGGUCGGUAUGGGCCAAAAGGACUCUUACGUCGGUGACGAAGCCCAAUCCAAGAGAGGUAUCUUGACUCUUCGUUACCCUAUUGAGCACGGUAUCGUUACCAACUGGGACGACAUGGAGAAGAUCUGGCAUCACACCUUUUACAACGAAUUGAGAGUCGCCCCAGAAGAGCACCCUGUGCUUUUGACUGAAGCUCCUAUGAACCCUAAGUCCAACAGAGAAAAGAUGACUCAAAUCUUGUUCGAGACUUUCAAUGUUCCAGCCUUCUACGUCUCUAUUCAAGCCGUUUUGUCUUUGUACUCUUCUGGUAGAACAACCGGUAUUGUUUUGGAUUCUGGUGAUGGUGUUACCCACGUUGUUCCUAUCUACGCCGGUUUCUCUUUGCCUCACGCCAUUUUGAGAAUCGACUUGGCCGGUAGAGACUUGACCGACUACCUAAUGAAGAUUUUGAGUGAGCGUGGCUACCCAUUCUCUACUACUGCUGAAAGAGAAAUCGUUCGUGACAUCAAGGAGAAACUAUGUUACGUUGCGUUGGACUUCGAACAAGAGAUGCAAACCGCAGCUCAAUCUUCUGCUAUUGAGAAGUCUUACGAACUACCAGACGGACAAGUCAUCACUAUUGGUAACGAAAGAUUCAGAGCCCCAGAAGCUUUGUUCCACCCUAGUGUUCUUGGUUUGGAAGCUGCUGGUAUCGACCAGACCACCUACAACUCUAUCAUGAAAUGUGACGUCGAUGUCCGUAAGGAAUUGUACGGUAACAUUGUCAUGUCUGGUGGUACCACUAUGUUCCCAGGUAUUGCUGAGAGAAUGCAAAAGGAGAUUACCGCUUUGGCUCCAUCUUCCAUGAAGGUCAAGAUCAUUGCUCCUCCAGAAAGAAAGUACUCUGUCUGGAUCGGUGGCUCUAUUUUGGCCUCUUUGACCACUUUCCAGCAAAUGUGGAUCUCCAAGCAGGAAUACGACGAGAGCGGACCAUCUAUUGUCCAUCUCAAGUGUUUCUAA
Molecule: messenger RNA, 1128 nt
Organism: Lachancea mirantina
Lineage: Eukaryota; Fungi; Ascomycota; Saccharomycetes; Saccharomycetales; Saccharomycetaceae
Source: the annotation of a GenBank genome assembly